AUGGCUAUCUUAAAAAGAGGGGCUAGAAAGAAGGUACAUCAGGAGCCUGCCAAACGCUCUGCGAAUAUCAAGAAAGCCACUUUCGAUUCCUCGAAGAAGAAAGAAGUUGGUGUGUCUGAUCUGACUCUUCUUUCUCAAAUCUCUGAUGAAGCUAUAAAUGAAAACUUAAAGAAGAGAUUUUUGAAUGCUACAAUCUACACUUAUAUAGGUCAUGUGUUGAUCAGUGUCAAUCCAUUUCGAGACCUCGGAAUCUAUACUGAUGCCGUUAUGAAUGAAUACAAAGGUAAGAAUAGAUUGGAAGUGCCACCCCAUGUAUUUGCAAUUGCAGAGUCUAUGUACUACAAUAUGAAGUCUUACAAUGAAAAUCAGUGUGUUAUCAUUUCAGGUGAAUCAGGUGCGGGUAAAACUGAAGCAGCCAAGAGAAUUAUGCAAUAUAUUGCGGCCGCUUCUAGCACUCAUACAGAGUCAAUUGGCAAGAUUAAAGACAUGGUUUUAGCCACAAAUCCAUUGCUGGAAUCUUUUGGUUGCGCAAAGACUUUGAGAAAUAAUAACUCUUCUAGGCAUGGGAAAUAUCUAGAAAUUAAAUUUAAUAAUCAGUUUGAGCCAUGUGCAGGCAAUAUUACAAACUAUUUGUUGGAAAAACAGAGAGUUGUGAGUCAAAUCAAGAAUGAGAGAAAUUUCCAUAUAUUCUACCAAUUUACGAAAGGUGCUUCCGACGCUUAUAGGCAAACAUUUGGGGUUCAAAAACCAGAGCAAUAUGUGUACACAGCUGCCGCAGGAUGUAUAUCUGCUGAAACAAUUGAUGACUUACAAGAUUAUCAAGAAACAUUAAAAGCUAUGAGAGUUAUUGGUCUCGGCCAAGAGGAACAAGACCAAAUUUUCAGAAUGUUGGCUGCAAUCCUUUGGAUUGGUAAUGUUUCCUUCAUAGAAAAUGAGGAGGGAAAUGCGCAAGUUAGAGACACCUCGGUAACUGAUUUUGUUGCUUAUUUGUUACAAAUAGAUAGCCAAUUGCUAACCAAGUCACUUGUUGAAAGAAUUAUGGAAACCAAUCAUGGUAUGAAAAGAGGGUCAGUGUAUCAUGUUCCAUUAAAUAUUGUCCAAGCAGAUGCGGUUAGAGAUGCUUUGGCAAAGGCUAUUUACAACAACUUAUUUGACUGGAUUGUGAGUAGGGUUAACAAAUCUUUGCAGGCUUUCCCAGGCGCUGAAAAAUCCAUUGGUAUUCUUGAUAUUUACGGUUUUGAAAUCUUUGAACAUAACUCUUUCGAGCAGAUCUGUAUCAAUUAUGUUAAUGAAAAGUUGCAACAAAUCUUUAUCCAAUUGACAUUGAAAUCUGAACAAGAAACUUACGAAAGAGAAAAGAUUCAAUGGACCCCAAUCAAAUACUUCGAUAACAAGGUUGUUUGUGAUUUGAUUGAGGCAAGAAGACCACCUGGUAUAUUUGCUGCAAUGAAUGAUUCUGUUGCAACUGCACAUGCGGAUUCAAAUGCUGCUGAUCAGGCUUUUGCCCAGCGUUUAAACUUGUUCACAACAAAUCCACAUUUUGACUUGAGAUCUAACAAGUUUGUUAUUAAGCAUUAUGCCGGUGAUGUCACAUACGAUAUUGACGGUAUUACAGAUAAAAAUAAGGAUCAAUUACAAAAGGACCUAGUAGAAUUAAUCGGUACUACUACUAAUACAUUUUUAGCCACCAUUUUCCCGGAUACUGUAGACAGAGAGUCAAAAAGAAGACCACCUACAGCGGGUGAUAAAAUUAUAAAGAGCGCAAAUGACUUGGUUGAAACUUUAUCAAAAGCACAACCUUCAUAUAUCAGAACAAUUAAGCCAAACGAAACCAAAUCUCCUAACGAUUACGACGAUCGACAAGUUCUACACCAGAUCAAGUAUCUAGGUCUGCAAGAAAACGUGCGCAUAAGAAGAGCGGGUUUUGCAUAUAGACAGGUGUUUGAAAAAUUCGUGGAAAGAUUUUAUUUAUUAUCUCCUCACUGUUCUUACGCUGGUGACUAUACAUGGCAAGGUGAUACCUUGGAUGCUGUUAAGUAUAUUUUACAGGAUUCUUCUAUCCCACAGCAGGAGUAUCAACUAGGUGUCACAAGUGUUUUCAUUAAAACACCUGAAACAUUAUUUGCCUUGGAGCAUAUGAGAGAUAAAUACUGGCACAAUAUGGCUGCCAGAAUCCAGCGUGCUUGGAGGAGAUUUUUGCAAAGAAGAAUUGAUGCAGCUACUAAGAUCCAACGCACUAUCAGGGAGAGGAAAGAAGGUAAUAAGUACGAAAAGCUCCGGGAUUAUGGUACAAAGGUUUUGGGUGGAAGAAAAGAAAGAAGAUCUAUGUCGUUAUUAGGUUAUAGAGCCUUCAUGGGUGAUUAUCUAUCAUGCAACGAAUCCAAAUCUAAGGGCGCUUAUAUCAAAAGGCAAGUGGGCAUCAAAGAGAUGAUCAUCUUUUCAAUACAUGGUGAAGCUUUGCAUACCAAAUUUGGUCGUUCUGCACAAAGGUUGAAAAAGACUUUCUUAUUAACUCCAACAACGUUGUACAUUGUUGGUCAGACUUUGGUUCAAAAUGCUAUGACCUAUACACAAGAUUAUAAAAUUGAUGUGCGGAACAUUCAAGCGGUUAGUUUAACCAACUUACAGGAUGGUUGGGUCGGCAUUAAUUUGACUGGUUCAGGUCAACCUGACCCAUUGAUCAAUACAUAUUUCAAAACGGAACUUAUAACGCAUCUAAAGAGGUUUAACGACAAGAUUCAAAUUAAAAUAGGGUCGACGAUAGAAUACCAAAAGAAACCUGGAAAGUUGCAUUCAGUGAAAUGUCAAAUUAAUGAAUCUUCACCAAAAUAUGGCGACAUAUAUAAAUCUAGUACAAUAUCAGUCCGUCGUGGUAAUCCGCCUAAUUCUCAAGUGCACAAAAAACCGAGAAAAAAGAGUUCAAUUUCUUCAGGGCAUCGUGCCAGUUCCUCGCAAGCAACGAGGAAACCAGUUUCAAAUGUUCCCGCACAGCAUGUACCUGUUGCCCCAACUCCUAGACAUUCUAAAAAACCUGCCCCUCCACCGCCAGGGAUGCAGAACAAAGCCACUACAAGAAGAUCCGCUCCUAAUCCUGGUUCUAACCCCAUUACAUCCCAAACUAAUGUCCGCCCUGCUGUCCCUACUGAUGCCACUCGUGCUACACCCGUUGGUGCCACAACGAAGAGCAAUAGACAGGCCAAUAUCCCCCCUCCCCCUCCACCACCGCCCACUACGAAGCCAAAAGAACCCAUGUUUGAAGCGGCUUACGAUUUUCCUGGUUCAGGAUCGCCAUCUGAGUUGCCUUUAAAGAAAGGUGACGUAGUUUAUAUUACAAGAGAAGAGCCAAGCGGUUGGUCUCUUGCAAAACUUCUAAAUGGCUCUAAGGAAGGCUGGGUGCCAACAGCUUACAUGAAACCACAUUCUGGAAAUAAUAAUGUCUCUGCGCCUCCUCCCCCCCCUCAGAACAGGAAUGUUUCUCAACCCGUACCAAAUUCUGUACAGCAGAAUAACACCUCUGUAAACGUUCUUCCAACUGCAACCCAGGCAAGUUUGGGUGAUGGUUUGGCGAAUGCGCUGGCUGCGAGAGCUAAUAAAAUGAGAUUAGAGAGUGAUGACGAGGAGGCUAAUGAAGAUGAAGAGGAGGAUGAUUGGUAA
Molecule: messenger RNA, 3654 nt
Organism: Saccharomyces paradoxus
Lineage: Eukaryota; Fungi; Ascomycota; Saccharomycetes; Saccharomycetales; Saccharomycetaceae
Gene: MYO5
Product: myosin 5
Exons: 1
Coding region: 1-3654 (1217 amino acids)
Biological process (GO): actin filament organization; vesicle transport along actin filament; endocytosis
Cellular component (GO): actin cytoskeleton; cytoplasm; vesicle
Molecular function (GO): microfilament motor activity; ATP binding; actin filament binding
Source: RefSeq, a predicted model, not a curated record